AGCCGUCAAUGCUUGAAAUCACUGCUGUCUGAUUUAUGUGGUGAAUGAUGGAGUCAUGAGGCACAUUUUGCUAAAAAGGAAGGAUAAAGGUUAUGAUUUUCUGUCUUCUUCUUAACCUAAUGGGUUCCUUCUCGCUGGAUCACAAAAGAGGAAACGCUCUGCAGUGGAUGAUAAAGUUAUGAUUAAAAAAAAUAAAAAAACGCUAACAUGCGGUAUUUGCGAGGAGAGCUGUAGCUGUGGCGAUUUCGUUUUGAAAGCCUGCAGAUCUUUUGAAGCUGUCGUUUUUUUUCGGGGGAGUGGUGAUGUAUCACCAGUGACUUUGACCAGAAGUCUUGUAAUUGUGAGGAAAUAAUUCUUGGCAUUUUGUGUAAUGGAGGGGGAGAAAAGGAAUGGAUAUGUCUCUCUGUCUUAAAUCAAUAGCACAAAGGACCUGAUGUGCCUUGUGUCAAUACUUAUAAUACAAGAAAGCCUCUUUUUCUUCACAGGGAGAAACUACAAGGAUUUAAAGGAACACUGGAAAAUAUCGUUGCCAUUAGCAGAUCAGGUUGAAACAAAUGUCAUUCAACAUGUUCAAAAUGAUAAACAGUUUUUGGAAACCUAUAAUGGUGUUGUGCCUUCUUCAGAAGAUUUCUUGCAUGCACAUCGAACGUGCUUUCACAAAUGACCAGUUAGUUCCAUCAUUUGAAAAACCAGUGAUCAACACAAAAAAUGGACAAAUUAUUCUGGGAGCUAAGAACCGCGUGUAUAAACUGUCGCCAGAGCUUAAACUGCUGCAACAGGUGAACAUCGGCCCCAGGGUACCUGCCGGUCAGCAAAGCUCGGUUAAUGUGUUUGUGAAGGGGUUAGUGUUGGACGAAGAGUACGGAAGCCUCAUUAUCUGUUCCACCAUUCCGCCGGGUUCCUGCCAGAUUGUGUCUUUUGACAACUUAGAUGAAGUGAAGAGACCAUUCAACGGUUCUGUGGUGUCUAAUGACCCAACGUCACCCAAUGUGUUAUUCCUUGGUGAAGGAGCGGAUGGGAAUAAAGUGUUGUUUGUAGGUAGUUGGUAUGGGGUCCAAUAUGGCCCUCAGGCUACUGAGUAUCUUACCCGCGCAGUUCCCCUGGUGAGUAGUAGAAAUCCGCUUACACUGGAGUUACUGACCACUUCUUCUGGUGUCCAAUCAUCUGUGUUCACGAAGGAGAGCGAUGAGACCGAACCUCAUCUGAAGUUUAUCUAUGGAUUUUCUUACGGAAAUUUUGUCUACUUCAUCUCGAGAUACAAAUUAAAAGAAUCUCGAAUCAUCCGUCUGUGUAAGUCGAAUCUCAGUAUUGACACGUACGUUGAUGUACCAGUGGUGUGUGACCGGAGCGAUCACUCUGUCGUGCAGGACGCUGAAUUUGAGGAGAGCAGUGGGAUUUUAUAUAUAGUGUUCAGAAAACUGCAGGGAGAAGAGACACGUCUAGGACUCGUCUCCAGUGUGGUCUGCCAGUAUAAAAUGUCCGAGGUCGAGAGACAGUUUAAUCGGGUCGUAGAUGACUGCCACAAAGGUCAAGGCCAGUUGGGACCAUACUACAUCCAUGAACAAGUUCAAUGCCCCACGGUGGCUGGAAAGAUAGUGGACCCCUACUGCUCUAAGGCACCUGAUGGCUUUGCAUCCAUUGAGGGACUGCAGCCGAUUAUGAGUCUGAACAUCAUAAAACUGGACAAUGUCUACCUGUACUCUAUUACUGUCAUUCCCCAGAAUUCAUCCACCAUUAUCAUCGCCAAUUCUGGGGAUGGCUUCCUGCGAAAAUACAUCAAGUCUGGAUCGAGCAUUAAGGAAGUGGAUAAACUACACAUUGACAACAUGGUAGAGGGUAUUGGGAUGUCGGUCAGUCUCGACAAAAAGUCCGUCUACGUGGUCACCAGUGACAUGGUACUGAAGGUGAAGAUAUCUCACUGUGAGCACAGAACAACUUGCCAGGAAUGCGUUUCGACCUUUGACCCAGUCUGUGGUUGGUGCAACACAAAUAACAGAUGCGAAGAGAAGAAAAACUGCCCAGACUCUUUGAUCACUCCAUCAUGGCUGUCGUCAGCGAAACAGGAGAGCUGUGCAAAGAUGUCAAACCUACAGCCCUCCAUCCUUAAUUACGAAAACAUCAGCAGAAAUCAGGACCAGCACAAGAUCAGCUUUCAGCUAACUGAUGCCACACUCUCGGGUGGAAAGAGCGAUCUCCAGUGUGCAUUCACUGCUCUGUCAGUCACAGCUCACACUGCAGCCUCAUUGGACAACGAUGUGAUUACAUGUCUGUUGCCAAGCAACAGGUCUCUGGGGUUAAAACCCAAGGGUAAGGAUCACCAUAACCUUGAGGUGGAGUUCCAUGUUGAAGGCAGCGCCCUAGUCAAACGAAGUGUUCCUGUGUUUGACUGCACAGUACACAGAACAUGUACAGACUGCAGCAAAAGUUCUUUCAAUUGUACCUGGCACUACCAAACACAUUCCUGUUCAGCUUUGUCAUUUGUGUCCCUGAGACCAUCUGCGCAGGACCCCAGCACCACGAGCUUUGAUAACUGUCCACGUGUGGAGAUCCCUGCCUCCCAGAAUGCAGACAUCAUUGUUCACUCUGGGGAUUCCCCUCAGCUGGUGGUGAAACUUGUCAACAUGAAGGCAGACCAGACCAACGAAAUGUGGUGUAGGUUUAGAUAUUUAGGGAAGGAGGUAACUGUCCCGGGAAAGGAGGAGGCGGGCAGUCUCACGUGUCAAAAGGCCAAGUUUGAGUAUAGCCAAGAAACAUCGAAUGUGGACGCCACUUUUGAAGUUCUGUGGGGAUCGAAGAAAUAUCCACUGGACAUGCCCAGAAACACCACAGUUCAGAUAUUUAAGUGUAAGUACAUGGUGACAAAUUGUGGACUGUGCUUGACGAUGGACACCAAGUACAACUGUGGAUGGUGUAGUCCAACCAAUCAGUGCAGCCGACAGAAAGAGUGUCAGGAGAAGUGGCUGGACCGAGAUGACACUUGUCCCAAUCCAAAAAUACUCCGAUUUGAGCCGUCUAAGGGACCAGUACAUGGAAGGACAAACAUCACAGUGAGCGGGAUUAACCUUGGGAAAGCUUAUGUGGACAUCAAGGGCGGGGUCAAGGUUGCUGGUGUGAACUGUAUGGUACAUCCUGGUCACUUUGAAUCCUCACAAGGGUUUAAAUGCCUGACGGAGAAAGUGGAUGCUCCGCUGAAUGGGACGAUCACUGUGGAAGUGGAUAAUCUAUAUAACACCACGUCAGACAGCAUUUUUAGUUUUGUGAUUCCUAAAGUGAUUGGUAUGGGCCCGAAGAAAGGUCCUCAAUCUGGGGGGACCACAGUGAAGAUUUUUGGAGGAAACAUGAAUAUUGGAACUUUGACAACUGUGGAUAUAUCUGGGAGUCCUUGUAUAGUCACAAAGGUGACGAGAGAUGAGAUUAUGUGUAUGACUUCAAAAUCUGUGAAUGGUUUUGGAGAAAAGGAGGUCGAGGUCGACUUUGGAGGCUACAAACGACUGCUUACAGACAAGUUCAUAUACAAACAGGACCCAGUAAUCACUUAUAUAUCUCGUUAUAACAGCACCGCCAGUGGUGGGAUGCUGAUACAGGUCUGCGGGAAGCGAUUAGACCUCAUACAAAGGAGACAGAUUUUUCUGGAGGGACAUGAAGAGUUAGCUGUGAACUGUGAAAAAAAGUUAUCUAAGCUUAAAUGUCUGAAGUGUCCUACACCCCCGCUCACCCUGUCUCACGGGGAGAGGAUUUCAGUAGACCAGCCACGACUGGCCCACUAUGGUCUGUUGCUGGACAAUGUACAGAAGUGGAAGAAUGUAUCCCGCCAUACACAAUUCAACCCGUUCUAUUACUAUCCUGAUCCCGUGUUAGAGAAACUACCCGACAAAAUCAGUUACAAGGACAUAAAGUCUCUUGUUAUCAAGGGGUCGUCCUUUUCUGUGAUAUAUCCUCAUCACGACCUGAAGGUCCUGGUGGGCACUGACUACUGUAACAACAUCUUGCUGUCUCCUGAUAACAUCACCUGUACACCACCCGAGGAACCCGAGGGCAUGAGGCACGGGAGAGCCCGGGUCACUGUAGAAUUUGGAAAUUUUCGUGAAGAUGUUGGAUACUUGACCUAUACAGAGGAAGAAAUCUCAAGUUCUCCAGAUAAACCGAUUGCGAUGGGGAUCAUUUUGGGGGUUGUGAUUCCAAUGAUUGCGAUCAUCGCUCUUCUGGCAAUUUGUAUCAUUCGACGACAAAGGAAAAACAAGCCACCAGAUGGCGCUAUACCAGAACUCCUGAAGGAUAAUGAACAAGAUGAGGAGAAAAAGAUCAAGAUGAACAAUUUGUUUGUUAAAGCUGACAUGAAUGGACAAAUUGCUAACGGAGAUUCUGGUCCAUACAUCAAUGAGUUGCUGAGUCGCAUAGAAGAUGAGGCCCUACAGCAGAACAUCAGUGAUUUUCUCAUCUACCGAAGUAAACUAAAUGUUGGAGACCUCAUAGGAAAAGGUAACUAUGGCAGCACAUCUCAGGGACUGUAUAAAAAUUCUAAAGGAGCCGAUUCAGAGGAACAGAGCGACACAGUAGCUAUCAAAACACUACAAGGAUGUUCCACAGACAACGAAACUAUUGAUGGUUUCUUAAAACUGUGUGCUGUGUUAAAAGAUCUACAACACCCGAACAUUCUGACGGUGUGUGGGGUUUGUUUAUCUGUCUCCGAGCCUCCAAUGAUAAUUCUACCCAACCUUCAGAGGGGAGAUCUCAAAAACUACAUCAAAGACUCGUCCAAGAAUGUGGCACUAGUAGAGUUAUUAGAGAUUGCACAACAAGUUAGUGAGGCCAUGUCAUAUCUAGAAGGAAUCCGGGUCAUCCAUGGCAAUCUAGCAGCCAGGAAUUGUCUAGUGACAGACGAUAAAGUGGUGAAGUUAUCGGACUAUUCCAUUGCGUCGCUGUACUCGGGGGAUUUCUAUCUGUCUAACGACAACAUCUCCAUCACAAAGUGGUGGGCACCAGAAAUAUUAAACAUUGAGAAGGGGACUACUCCAGGCUUCAACCAUAAAACAGAUUGUUGGUCUUAUGGAAUUGUUUUGUGGGAACUAAUGACAAGGGGAGUAACUCCAUAUCCAGAUGUGGAGACAGAAAAUCUUCUGAAAUAUUUGACAGGAGGGCAUCGACUAAAGAAACCUAGACAGUCCCCAGAAGCCAUCUACCUGUUGAUGCUGAAGUGCUGGACGGAUGUCCCCUCGGACCGGCCUACAUUCCAGGAAAUCAGCGAGGAAAUCAAACAGUUCACAACAGCGGAGGAAUCUAACGACGUCUCACAACCCUUACAGACCAAAGUAGAUCUCGGGGAGUCCCAGGAGUACUUAGGGGUGAUGGGCUGAAGAGAAAGGGCUGAAGGGAUCCGAGGGUUUCUGUUGUGAUUAUGGUGUUCUGUUUGACGAGGAGACAAUCAGUGUCGAAGCAGGCAUGAAUGAAAUGAGAAAGAAUAGGAGGAGAUUAAAGGGCAUCCCAAAGUCGAGCGGAGGAAAAAGUCUCCUUCUGUUUGUUUUGGAAAGCUGUAUUGUGGCUAGCUUACCUUGAAAUUUUUCUAAUGAUUGUGAAAAUAUUGUCUUUACACUGCCUUGCUUUCUCAGAAAAUUACCAUAAUUUAAUUUAGUAAAAAUGACAAAUUUAUUUCACAAAUCACAGCCAGAAUCAAAAAUUUUUACUCUUAUUUUCUUCUUUUUUUUUUAGGGGGGGGGGAUGUAUUUUGAUAUUAAAAAUAAUUCUCAAAAUUGAAUUAUUCAAGAUAAUACUUAACAUAAAGUGAUUUCCAUCUCAUAAUAUCUUUACAAUAUUAAGGGACCAUCUGCUUCAACUCUUUGAAAUCAUAUUGACAAGAUAAUUUUUCACUAGUUCAUCAAAAUCCCACAGUCAUGCAUUAUGUUGGAGUCGAUUACAAGCUUCCUGUGCCAAAUAUGUUGUAGAACAGUUGUCCAGUUUAAGAAUCAGCAAGUUGUGGAAUAUACCUUUAUUUUUUACUCAUUAUAUGUGCAAUUUAUUAUUGAAUAUACAAAUAUGAUGUGCUAGUUACGCUUACAACUGAAUCCCAUUGUUUGGUGCAUAUCAGCUUUUUGUAGUCCUCAUUAUUUAUUGUACUUUUACACAUUGCUCGAUUAUAUGUGCCAUAGUUUUAAUGGUAUGCAAAACAUCUGUCUAUUGAAUUGUAUAUAUUGACAUGUACACAUAUUUGUUUUGAGUAAUUCGUUUAUCAUGCAUGGUUUGGAAAUUGAUGUUAAAUUUUUUUAUGUAUGUCUUUUAAAUACAUGAAACAAAACACUUUUUUUUGUGGAGGGUGGGAUGGGGUGGGGUGUUAAUACAAGAUUGGUUAUUUUUCAUCAUCUUGUAGCAAAGUAUAUUUAAUCAAAGGUUCUGUAUCCAAGUUUUGAAAGUGUUCCCUCCUUUUUGGCCUCACAUCAAACAUCACAUCUGAGUUACAUUGUAGAUCUGGGGUUUUUUUUAAAGACUGAAUAAACCACUUGUAGAAGAUAUAUAUUUAUUCAUGUACAUUAUUUUUAUCACAUCACAUACUCUUCCUUUUAUAUUUUAUUUAGAUUUCAUAUUCUCAUUGUUCUUUAAUCUUUGGAGAAUUUUUUCUCUAAUAUCCUCGAUUCACAUUUGAUAUUCUAUGUCUCAAUUGUAUGCUUUUCCGAAGGAAAGUAUUAAAAAGCCUUUUAUAGAUAUUGAAAUUUUACGCAGGAACAUUGAACUUUGUUUCCAUUUAUGGUAAAGAACUUUGACAAAAUGUUUCAUUUUUGAAAGGAUAUUGAAAUGUAAACCGUAAGACUACUGUAUAAUCUCAGCAUAGCUCUGCUUUUGUACAUGCCGAUGCUUAUAAAGCGUUGAUGCAUUUUAUGUCGUUGCUUAUUAUUUGUAUGUAUACAUUAUUAAAAUAAAGGUAAUUUUUGUC
Molecule: messenger RNA, 6922 nt
Organism: Ostrea edulis (European flat oyster)
Lineage: Eukaryota; Metazoa; Mollusca; Bivalvia; Ostreida; Ostreidae
Product: plexin-A4-like
Exons: 29
Coding region: 555-5354 (1599 amino acids)
Biological process (GO): regulation of cell shape; negative regulation of cell adhesion; regulation of cell migration
Cellular component (GO): semaphorin receptor complex
Molecular function (GO): semaphorin receptor activity; protein binding; protein kinase activity
Source: RefSeq, a predicted model, not a curated record